UUGAUACGGGAGUGGAGUUAGAAUAAAAUAAAAUUAUAAAAUAAUUGUUUCUUUUGGUAGCAAGAACCCGGAAAUCUUUUAGGCACACGCUGUUGCAAAGAACGCUUUGGCCAGAGGUCAAACUUCACAUACGGUUGGUUAAGUCCAUUAAGCUGUGGCAGAAUGUCUGAUGUUCCUGUGAAAAAAUAUCGAAAAGAGUCCGACACCAGUGAAAAUGAAGAGGAUAACGACAAAUUCGUGCCCUAUGUUCCAGUCAGAGAGAGAAAAAAGCAACAACUGCUUAAAAUGGGGCGCAUUGUUCAACUAACGGCUGAAGCUUCCAAUGUAGGAAAAUCGUCCAGCGAAAAUGAACAUGACGAGGAAGGCACCGAAGAGUCCUGGGGACGAAAGUUUAACAUCAGCUUGCUAGAUCAGCAUACAGAGCUAAAAAAAAUAGCUGAGGCGAAGAAAAUAAGCGCAGUUGAAAAACAACUGAAAGAAGAAGAAAAAAUUCUUGAAAGUGUCGCCGAAAAAAAGGCGCUUAUGGGUGUUGCAGAACUGGCCAAAGGCAUUCAGUAUGAAGAUCCCAUCAAAACUAGCUGGACACCACCGAAGUACAUUCUCAAUAAGCCCGAUUCACGGCACGAAAAAAUACGUGAAAGACUCAGAAUCUUAACAGAAGGGGAAAACGUUCCACCGCCUCUACGUACGUUUCGUGAAAUGAAGCUACCUAAGUCCAUAUUAGCAGCAUUGGCAAAGCGAAACAUUAAGAAACCAUCACCGAUUCAAGUUCAAGGAAUUCCCGCAGUCCUAGCUGGGCGAGAUCUUAUCGGAAUAGCGUUUACUGGAUCCGGAAAGACUUUGGUAUUCGUGCUGCCAAUUAUAAUGUUUAGCCUAGAACAAGAACUUCGUUUACCUUUCAUCAGUCGGGAAGGACCAUACGGCCUCAUCAUCUGCCCAUCGAGGGAGCUGGCGAAGCAAACACACGAUAUUAUACAAUACUAUUGCCGACAUUUACAAGAAGCCGGAAUGCCCGAAAUUCGAACGGUUCUGGCUAUUGGCGGUGUACCGGUCAAUGAUGCUAUUGCAAUAAUACAACAAGGAGCCCAUAUCAUGGUGGCCACACCAGGGCGUCUCAUGGAUAUGCUCGAUAAAAAGCUGGUUAAUCUGGACGUUUGUCGAUACCUUUGCAUGGAUGAAGCGGAUCGUAUGAUUGACAUGGGCUUUGAAGAAGAUGUUCGAACUAUAUUUUCAUACUUUAAGGGACAGCGUCAGACUCUACUGUUUUCGGCAACGAUGCCGAAAAAGAUUCAGAACUUUGCCAAGUCCGCACUGGUCAAACCAGUCACGAUUAAUGUUGGGCGAGCUGGUGCGGCAUCCAUGAACGUUACCCAGGACGUGGAAUAUGUAAAGCAGGAAGCAAAAGUAGUGUAUUUGCUAGAAUGUUUACAAAAAACUUCGCCACCAGUGCUGAUCUUUGCAGAAAAGAAACAGGAUGUUGAUGCCAUUCAUGAAUAUUUGCUGCUGAAAGGCGUGGAAGCUGUCGCGAUCCACGGCGGGAAAGACCAAGACGAACGAUAUCGAUCGGUAGAAGCAUUUAGAAAUCAGGAAAAAGACGUUCUAGUUGCCACAGAUGUGGCAUCAAAAGGUUUGGACUUCCCAGAUGUACAACAUGUUAUUAACUACGAUAUGCCCGACGACAUUGAGAAUUACGUGCAUCGUAUCGGUCGUACCGGGCGGUCGGGGUCAAAAGGUCUCGCUACAACGUUUAUCAACAAAGCAACAGAACAGUAUGUCUUGUUGGAUCUGAAACAUUUGCUUAUCGAGGCCAAGCAGAAAGUACCUCCGUUCUUGGGAGAGCUUUGCUCGGAAACAGAAAAAUAUGCGGACCUUGGAGAUGGUUGCAGCUAUUGCGGUGGCCUGGGCCAUCGUAUCACCGAGUGUCCAAAGCUCGAGGCUAUUCAGAACAAGCAGGUAUCGAACAUAGGUCGCCGAGAUUACCUUUCCAACACUGCAGCCGACUACUAAAAAUGUAAUUUGUAAAUGUUUUCACAAUAAAUCAUGUCGAUUAGACCAAA
This is a messenger RNA of Anopheles coustani, 2057 nucleotides long. It is a transcript of the gene abs, whose product is annotated as ATP-dependent RNA helicase abstrakt. Gene Ontology annotation, cellular component: spliceosomal complex. The record is from RefSeq and is a predicted model, not a curated record. Gene Ontology annotation, biological process: mRNA splicing, via spliceosome. Gene Ontology annotation, molecular function: RNA helicase activity; ATP binding; RNA binding. NCBI's taxonomy places the organism in Eukaryota, Metazoa, Arthropoda, Insecta, Diptera, Culicidae. The transcript has a single exon. Bases 163 to 2007 code for a protein of 614 amino acids.